Molecule: messenger RNA, 723 nt
Organism: Funneliformis mosseae
Lineage: Eukaryota; Fungi; Glomeromycota; Glomeromycetes; Glomerales; Glomeraceae
Source: the annotation of a GenBank genome assembly
AUGCUUUUUUAUGUAAAAAGAAUAUUAUCACAAGAACCUGUUCCGGAAGAUAAAAGACCAUCAUUUAUCUUACGAAAUUCAUUAAAUUUAUCAGAAUUACAUUUUCUCUUGGAUGUAAUGCUUUGUUUUAUAAAAGGAUUAUCAAUUAAGAAUAGGGAUAUUCUUAUUGUAGACUUUGUUAAUCAAUGGUUAAAAUUAGCAAGAUAUGAUAUAACUUAUAUAAACAUAUUUAAUGAAUUUUCUUUAAAAUAUAUUGUAUCAUUAUAUGAAAUAAUUGAAGAUCAAGUGGCAAAUCCGAUAAUUCAUAAUGUUGAAGAUAAAUUUAAAGUUUCUUUAACGGAACUAAUGAAGAAUUCAAUUAAUAAUUGUGUAAAUUAUCUCCCUGAAAAAGAAUCUCAACUUAUUCCUGCCGAGACAUUUACCCUUGCCUUAAAAAGAUUUAUUUAUAGAUUUUUAUUGGUCGAAUCUAAUAUUGAAGACUUAAAAAUAAGCAUGUAUUUCUUAGAUUUUACUUUGGAUUUGUGGACUAGCGAUAUCAAGCAAGAAUUGAUUGUAAGAUUAUUUCCUACUGAUUUAUUGGUAUCACAUGCCUAUGAUAGUUAUAUCUAUAUCAUUAAUGAAGUGGAGCUGGCACUAGAAGAACUUUACAAAGAAUUAAGAAAGUUAAAACAGUUACAGAUUAAGUUUUGUAAAUUAUACAUGGUAUGGCAUUUAAUGGAAUAA